Messenger RNA from Oncorhynchus keta (chum salmon), 1794 nucleotides. It is a transcript of the gene dynlt5, whose product is annotated as dynein light chain Tctex-type family member 5. Gene Ontology annotation, cellular component: cytoplasm; cytoplasmic dynein complex. The transcript is spliced from 5 exons. Bases 148 to 681 code for a protein of 177 amino acids. Gene Ontology annotation, molecular function: dynein intermediate chain binding. The record is from RefSeq and is a predicted model, not a curated record. Gene Ontology annotation, biological process: microtubule-based movement. Lineage: Eukaryota; Metazoa; Chordata; Actinopteri; Salmoniformes; Salmonidae.
UUUAAAAACCCGAUGAAUGCAGUUGGUGCAGGAUAGGAAACCCCUCCUCCAAAACGGACGGUUGUCAGGACAACACAAUGCGCUGGAUCGCUACAAUGUUUCUGCUUUGACUCGUGAAUUCUGAAUAGCUAGACAACAGGCAGAGUCAUGUCUGAUUUAGCUAGAGACAAGGCAGCUCGUCUUCUGAAGAAGAGAGGUAGUGUGUCGUCCCUUGGCAGCCAUGAUGUCAGAGCCAAGGAAACAGGGGGCAAGAUCAAGGAUUCUAUAAGCACCGUAUCCUAUAUCGAUGAGCCUGGUCACCAUGACGAUAACCCUCGACCCGCAGUACAGAUGGAGAACACCUUCCAAUUGGCACCACAUAGACGCUUCCCUGUUCUCACGGUCAAUGACAUCCUGAAGGAUGUGCUCGACAGUUACCUGCAAGAAGAGAAGUAUGAAGCUGAGCUCUGUCGGCAGAUGACAAAGACCAUAUCUGAGGUGAUCAAAGCCAGGGUGAAGGAUCUGAUGGUUCCCCGUUAUAAGAUCAUUGUUCUGAUCAGCAUCGGACAGCUCAGUGACCAGAACAUGCGCAUCGGGAGCCGCUGCCUGUGGGACUCCUCCAACGAUACCUUCUCCUCACACUCCUUCAAGAACAGCUCUCUCUUCGCCGUGGCCAACAUCUACGCUGUUUACUUUGAGUGAGUCAUCACCCAUGGUCACAGAUGACUGUCUUGGACUGUGGGUACUCAAGUCCUAUAUAGUCUCAUGUAGUCUGUCAUAAGGGCUACAUAACAGUGUUAUAAGCAUGACAUAAUAGAUUUGAUUUUUUUUUAAAUCACGACUGUUGGUGUCUGUUUAUGACAACUGUGAUGACUCAAAUAAUGUUUCGAUCAGCUAAUUGGGCAAGCUUAAAGCUAGCCAACUGGCUUGUGUUGUGACAGUGUUAAGUCGAUUGCCAUAAAGUGACACCGACUGUAAUGUCAUUGUCACAACUGUCUUAUGUAAUCCCUAUGACCGAGCUUUCAAGUAAAGUGUACCAAAUGACCUAUAUUUCUGUAUUCGUACCAUACCAUGGGUAUUCUAAAUGGUCUAUCAUGUGUAUGAUGUUCAUUUGCAUAUCAUGGAGAAUGGUUGUGUGGAACCAUUAAAUGGGAAACCUUUAAAUGAAGGUCAUGCCUAGAGCAUUGUGGUUUUAUCAAACAGACUGUAAGUAUCAAGGAAGUAUCAGAGGCAAUAACAAUAUAGUCUCAGGAAAAAGGAAAUAAGUUCAUACCAUAGUCUGAAUAUCUUUCUGGAAAUGAUUCAUUUUGGUUACGUAUGUUCUUGUCUGUGUAAUAAUGUACAAAUACUGUAUAAUACAGCAUUUCUUGAUCCUUUAAAUCUCAAAUAGCUUUUGCAAUCACUGUGGCACAUCGUCACACACUGUCUUGACUUCUGGCAUAUUUUGAAUAUUGUUCUCAAAUUUGUAGAGCAUGUUUUAUAUUUUUAACAAACUUAAGACUAAAAUUAAUUGUCUAAGUUUCAUCCUGAGAGGCAAAGUCUGUUCAAUUCUCAUAUAGACCUCAUUCAGUGGAAGUGUUAUUGAACUGAUGACUUGGGUUUUCAGUGUCAUAACUUGUUGAAAUAAUUUGCUGGUCUUGUCAUAACUUUCUGAAUAGAUUAUUGAUUUUGUACAGUUGUCCAGUCAAAAUGUCUACUUGCUGAAUGUAACCGAUUCACUUUGGUUAGCUAAAAUGGCCCAUUGUACAACAUGUAUUGCCUCUUGUUGAAUGAAUAAAAGUCAGAUCAACCAUAAUAAAGACAUCUGAAGAGAUA